AUGGGGAGUACAACGAAACCCGAUAUGGAUCGUAUUGGUUUGUUUAAAGAAAUGGAAUAUGUUACGAUUAAAGAUCCAUUCAAAGAAGCAGCUCGGUUUAAUUUUAACGAAGCAGCAUAUAAACAGAAACAAAUGUUAAGUAGAGGAUCGAAAGAACGUUCGACAGGUUCGUUAGCUGGCUACUUUGAUAAAGAAUUUAAGAUAUUACCCGGAUCAUAUAUUGAUCCAAUAUCAAUGAGACGCAAGAUGCGUUUGAAAGAGAAAGAAAAAAAUAUCGUUAACAAACCAUUUGUCUCAAUGUAUAGAACGAGAAGUCCAGUCAGGGAUAUUGAUCCUACGAAACCAAAAUAUCGUGAAAAAUCAAAAUAUGAAUCAGAAAAAAUCAAUUUUAAAGUAAACCCAUCCAAAAAGGGAACAGGAUACGGUUAUCCGAAUUUGGGAAUUGAAAAAGAUCCACCGUACGCAUACAAAGAUAAAACAGACAAUUAUGAUGCACCGCUUGACGCUCAAAAGAAAGAAGCAGAAAGUCAUAAAACAGCAACAAAAGCUGGCGUUUUUAAGUUAAAUAUGCACCCAAAAGAAUAUUUUGAUAGAAAUCCAUUUCUUGAAGAUGGAAAAGUAAAAGGAGGUGGAGACAAAGAACGAUCGAAAUCAGCUCCAUCCGACACAAAACCGUUUAAACCGAGUUCUCCAGGAAAAAGCCUGGGUGGUAAUAAAGAUGGUUGUUUUUCAAAAUUUCCACUUCGAUCGGAAAAGGAUCCAUUUGUUAUUGGUACAAUCUAUUCUCAGGUUAAAAAUGAAGUGAACAAACAAGGCAAAACGUUUUAUCCAAAUAAAUUUCCUAAAUCUCGGCCUUCCGAGUCAACAAUAAGUAAAAAUGUUAAUUUACAGAUAAAUCGUCAAAAUUACAAAAAUAUGCAUAGCUAUUCGGCAUUUAACGUAUCGCCAACAAUGUCACAAAGAAUAGCUGUGUGA
Molecule: messenger RNA, 975 nt
Organism: Didymodactylos carnosus
Lineage: Eukaryota; Metazoa; Rotifera; Eurotatoria; Philodinida; Philodinidae
Source: the annotation of a GenBank genome assembly